AGCACUGAUUACUUUUAGAAUAGCUUUGUUCUUUGUAAAGGUCCUGGUGCCAGUUGUGAUGUCCCAGUCUGUUGACUGACUCCAGCUGCCUGUGUUGUUCUGUUAGAGCCUCAGCUCGCACACUUUGUCUGGGACAUUAGGGUGUUAAUGGAUUAUCUAAAGGUGUUGACUCAGGUGUGUAUGUAUGAGGAUGGUACAGUGCUCAAAGAGUCCUGGGAUCUGUCUCAGGCACCAGACUCAAGUUCUCUGCUGUCUCCCAUGCUCCCUCCGCCUCUGCUCUGUGAUCUGUCUUCUGUUUUCUCACCUCUGCUUCAACCUCAAACCUCCUCAUCCAAUGAAAACUUGCAUUCAGGAUUUACCCUCAGUCUUUGAAAUGUCCCCUCUUUGCAUUGCCUAACAGUCACCUUGCUUCGACAUGGAUAUUGGAGGCUUGACCACGGUGGUCGCGAACUCUGCUUACAUCAAUGCUCGGGGAAGCAUCGAUGGCUCGAACCUGGCAGCAGCUCGGGAUAAGAAGUACCACUCUCGGCUCAAGCUGCCCCACAUCACCGUGUGUGAGGGUUUGAUGGAAACCCUGGACUUGUCCUUUGACUUGGUCUGCGUGGAUCAACCCAUUGGAAAACGGCUCUUUAGAGAGUUCUUAGACGCGAAUAAGGAGUAUCACGGCGCAUGCCGUUUGUGGAGAGACAUCGAGGACUAUGACCUGGCUGAGGAUUCAGAGCGGGCAAAGAAGGCCUCAAAGAUCAUUCAGAGAUACAUGGACCCUUCUGCCAAACACUACUGCCCCUUCCUUUCUGAGGACAUCAUAGCUAAAGUGAAAGAAGGCCAGGAGGCAGUAGGCGACAACUUGUUCGCUGUAGCAUUAUCCACGACUCUGGAUUUUCUACGAGAAGCCCCCUUCACUUUCUUCCUGGAGAGCAUGUACGUGAAGAGGUUCCUGCAGUGGAAGUGGCUGGAGAUGCAGCCCAUGGAUGCAGACUGGUUCCAAGACUUUCGUGUUUUGGGGAAAGGUGGGUUUGGGGAGGUUUCAGCCUGUCAGAUGAAGGCGACAGGGAAACUGUACGCAUGUAAGAAGCUCAACAAGAAGAGGCUGAAGAAGAGGAAAGGAUACGAGGGGGCGAUGGUGGAGAAGAGGAUUCUUGAGAAGGUUCACAGUCGCUUCAUUGUGUCGCUGGCGUACGCCUUCCAGACAAAAGAAGAACUUUGUCUGGUCAUGACCAUCAUGAAUGGAGGAGACCUCAAGUACCACAUCUACUUGGUGGAUGAGAAUAACCCAGGGUUUGAAGAGCCUAGAGCAUGUUUUUACACGGCUCAGAUCAUCCAAGGGUUAGAGCACCUUCAUCAGAAGAGAAUCAUCUACAGAGAUCUCAAACCAGAGAAUGUGCUGCUGGACAAUGAUGGGAAUGUGCGCAUAUCUGACCUGGGUCUUGCUGUGGAGCUAAAAGAAGGAAAAACACUGACUAAAGGAUACGCUGGGACACCAGGGUACAUGGCUCCUGAGAUGCUGAAAGGAGAGAAAUAUGACACUUCAGUGGAUUACUUCACUCUUGGAGUGACACUGUUUGAGUUCAUGGCUGCUAAGAACCCGUUCAGAAACAGAGGGGAAAAGGUUGACCGUGAGGAGAUGAAAGAGCGUAUGCUGACACGGGAGGUGAACUAUCCAGACAACUUCAGCGAGCAUGCGAAGUCUCUCUGUGAGGGGCUGACGGCCAGAGAAGUCAAUCAGAGGAUGGGAUUUAAGAACGGAUGCUGUGAUGAGAUCAGAGCUCAUCCAUUUUUUAGUGGCAUCAACUGGAGGAAACUCAACGCAGGUAUUCUACCUCCUCCCUUCGUCCCUGAUCCCAAAGUGGUGUACGCCAAAAGUCUUGAUGACGUCGGGGCUUUCUCCUCGGUGAAGGGAGUAACCCUGGAGGAUUCUGACAAGACCUUUUUCGAUGAGUUUUCCUCAGGAAACAUCCCAAUCCCCUGGCAGGAGGAGAUGAUAGAUAUGGGCAUUUAUGGAGAGUUGAACCUUUGGGGUCCUGAAGGAACCCUCCCCAACGACCUCCGCAGGGAGUCCAUACUGGAGCAGCCAAAGUCAUCAACCUGUUGUGUUUCAUAAUUAAUGUAUCAACCAUGCAGUCGACAUUAUUGUAUUUAUUUAGGACAUUAAGAGACAAAUUCUCAGGACAGGAAGAGUCUCUGCUGAACUUUUUAAUAGCAGAGUCAGACUGGGACUUUUGAUUGUUGAGCACAAACACCUAAAGAAAAGAAUGGAGAUGGGUUUUCCACCUGGAAUGAACUA
Messenger RNA from Cheilinus undulatus (humphead wrasse), 2284 nucleotides. RefSeq names its product rhodopsin kinase GRK1-like. Bases 416 to 2101 code for a protein of 561 amino acids. Gene Ontology annotation, cellular component: cytoplasm. NCBI's taxonomy places the organism in Eukaryota, Metazoa, Chordata, Actinopteri, Labriformes, Labridae. Gene Ontology annotation, biological process: signal transduction; regulation of signal transduction; protein phosphorylation. The record is from RefSeq and is a predicted model, not a curated record. The transcript is spliced from 7 exons. Gene Ontology annotation, molecular function: ATP binding; rhodopsin kinase activity.